AUGUCCUCUCGAGCCUACAGUGCAGCAGCAGCUUUAGACGUCGAAGAGCUCAGAGAAGCCACUAUUGCCUUUUGCAAAGAAGAAAUCACUCGUGAAGUAGCAGCUGCUACUGAUUCCAACAACUCAUUCCCAAAUGAACUGUGGCCCAAACUGGGUGAAGCUGGUUUAUUAGGUAUCACUGCCAGCCCUGAAUACGGUGGUUUGGGACAGGGAUACCUGGCACAUUCGGUUGUAAUUGAAGAACUUUCUCGAGCCAGUGGAUCUAUCGCUCUGUCAUACGCUGCUCAUUCUAAUCUGUGUAUCAACCAACUGACUCUUCAUACCACCCCAGAACAGGGUGCCAAGUACCUUCCAGACCUUAUCUCCGGCAAAAAAAUCGGUGCACUUGCCAUGUCAGAAGCAGGAUCUGGUUCUGACGUUGUUUCUAUGAAAACAACUGCCACACUUUCUGACGACGGGUCAGGAUACUACUUAAAUGGCACCAAAAUGUGGAUUACCAACGGUCCUGAUGCUGAUACACUUGUGGUGUAUGCCAAAACCGAUCCUAAAGCCGGGUCUAAAGGUAUUACUACAUUCAUUGUUGAAAAGGGCAUGCCCGGGUUCUCGUGUACAAGAAAACUCGACAAGCUUGGAAUGAGAGGAUCCAACACUGGAGAAUUGGUAUUUGACAAUGUGUUCAUUCCUAAAGAGAAUGUUCUCGGAAAAGUUGGCGGUGGAGUUUAUGUUCUUAUGAGCGGACUAGAUCUCGAACGACUGGUUCUAGCGGCCGGUCCUGUCGGACUCAUGAAAGCAGCCCUUGACGAGACUCUACCAUACGUUCACACCCGUCUGCAGUUUGGCCAGCCCAUAGCACACAACCAACUGAUCCAAGGCAAGCUGGCUGAUAUGUACACAAAAUACGCUACUGCCCGAGCAUUCCUCUACGAAACCGCUCGAGCAGCCGAUGCGGGCCACAAAGACACCAAAGACUGUGCCGCUGUGAUCCUGUACGCUGCGGAACGAGCCACCGAGGUCUGUCUCGACGCCAUCCAGUGUCUCGGCGGCAUGGGCUACGUCAACGAAACAGUCCCCGGCCGUCUUCUCCGCGACGCCAAACUCUACGAAAUCGGCGCCGGCACCUCUGAAAUCCGUCGCAUGGUCAUCGGCCGCGCUUUCAACAAAGAAUACCGCCAAUAA
Messenger RNA from Sugiyamaella lignohabitans, 1176 nucleotides. RefSeq names its product isovaleryl-CoA dehydrogenase, mitochondrial precursor. The transcript has a single exon. Gene Ontology annotation, biological process: L-leucine catabolic process. Gene Ontology annotation, molecular function: 3-methylbutanoyl-CoA dehydrogenase activity; flavin adenine dinucleotide binding. The coding region runs from base 1 to 1176 and encodes 391 amino acids. NCBI's taxonomy places the organism in Eukaryota, Fungi, Ascomycota, Dipodascomycetes, Dipodascales, Trichomonascaceae. The record is from RefSeq and is a predicted model, not a curated record.